This is a messenger RNA of Mollisia scopiformis, 3863 nucleotides long. RefSeq lists its product as uncharacterized. Gene Ontology annotation, molecular function: U2 snRNA binding; protein binding. Gene Ontology annotation, biological process: mRNA splicing, via spliceosome. Lineage: Eukaryota; Fungi; Ascomycota; Leotiomycetes; Helotiales; Mollisiaceae. Gene Ontology annotation, cellular component: U2 snRNP; nucleus. The transcript is spliced from 3 exons. Bases 1 to 3741 code for a protein of 1246 amino acids. The record is from RefSeq and is a predicted model, not a curated record.
AUGGCGACGGUCACAUCUUCCAUGUUCAUGUACAGCUUGACGGUCCAGCCACCAACUGCGAUCACUCAAGCUAUACUCGGACAGUUCGCAGGAACAAAGGAACAACAGAUUGUCACAGCAUCAGGAUCGCGUCUGACCCUCCAUCGACCAGAUCCAUCCCAAGGCAAAAUCAUCACCGCCCUCUCCCACGAUGUUUUCGGAAUUAUCAGAGCCAUUGCAGCGUUUAGGUUGGCUGGAAGUAACAAGGAUUAUAUUAUCAUCACAUCCGAUUCUGGCCGCAUAACGAUCGUAGAAUUUGUACCCGCGCAGAACAAGUUCAACCGCCUGCAUCUAGAGACAUUCGGAAAGUCUGGGAUCCGAAGAGUUAUACCAGGACAGUACUUGGCUGUUGACCCGAAAGGAAGAGCUUGCUUAACUGCUUCUGUGGAGAAGAACAAGCUUGUCUAUGUCCUCAACCGAAAUGCGCAGGCAGAGCUCACCAUCUCCUCCCCUCUCGAAGCACAUAAGCCGCAAACUUUGACUUUCGCACUGGUCGCUUUGGAUGUUGGAUAUGCAAAUCCUGUUUUUGCAGCGCUCGAGGUAGACUAUAGCGAGUCAGACCAAGAUCCUACCGGUCAAGCCUAUGAGGACAUCGAAAAGACUUUGGUUUACUAUGAACUGGAUCUUGGUCUGAAUCAUGUCGUGCGAAAGUGGGCAGACCCGGUCGAUCGCUCUGCAACAAUACUUUUCCAGGUUCCUGGAGGAACAGAUGGCCCAAGUGGGGUUCUGGUUUGUGGAGAAGACAAUAUCACAUACCGCCACUCGAAUCAAGAGGCUUUCCGAGUCGCAAUUCCUCGACGUCGAGGUGCCACCGAGGAUCCCGACAGGAAACGAACCAUUGUCGGCGGAGUUAUGCACAAGCUGAAGGGUGCAGCCGGUGCCUUUUUCUUUCUCUUGCAAACAGAGGAUGGCGAUUUAUUCAAGACCACUAUUGAAAUGGUUGAAGACGACAAUGGCCAGCCUACAGGCGAGGUCAAGCGUCUCAAAAUCAAGUAUUUUGACACCGUACCUAUCGCCACCAGCCUUUGUAUCUUGAAAAGCGGAUUCUUGUUCGUUGCCAGCGAAUUCGGCAAUCAUCAGUUUUAUCAAUUCGAAAAGCUAGGCGACGAUGACGACGAGAUCGAGUUCAUCAGUGACGAUUUUCCAACCGACCCAACCGAAAACUACACACCCGUGUAUUUUCAUCCGAGACCGGCAGAGAAUUUGAGUUUGGUUGAGAGUAUCGACUCAAUGAACCCUUUGAUGGACUGCAAAGUAGCGAAUCUGACUGAGGACGAUGCUCCCCAAAUUUACUCGAUAUGCGGAACUGGUGCUCGAAGCACUUUUAGAACACUCAAGCAUGGUCUCGAAGUCAGCGAGAUUGUAGAGUCUGAGCUUCCUGGUGUUCCAUCCGCUGUCUGGACCACAAAGCUCACUCGCAAUGACACAUUUGACGCUUAUAUUGUCCUAUCCUUCUCAAAUGGAACAUUGGUGCUCAGCAUUGGCGAAACCGUUGAAGAAGUCACCGAUACUGGAUUCUUAUCUAGUGCACCUACACUUGCGGUACAACAACUUGGUGAAGACGGUUUGGUCCAGGUUCAUCCCAAGGGUAUCAGACAUAUCAGGGCUGAUCGCCGGGUUAAUGAGUGGGUAGCUCCACAACAUCGAUCUAUUGUUGCUGCUACGACAAAUGAACGACAAGUCGCUGUUGCUCUCAGCUCUGGUGAAAUUGUGUAUUUCGAAAUGGACACCGAUGGAUCCUUAGCUGAAUAUGACGAGAAGAAAGAGAUGAGUGGCACUGUAACCUGUCUAAGUUUAGGAGAGGUGCCUGAAGGUCGUGUGCGAAGUCAGUUCUUGGCUGUCGGAUGCGAUGACUCUACUGUUCGCAUAUUGAGUCUUGACCCAGAUUCGUGCUUAGAGAACAAAUCUGUCCAGGCUCUAACGUCUGCACCCUCAGCUCUGUCGAUCAUGGCGAUGGCGGAUUCAUCCUCUGGAGGCUCGACGCUUUAUCUUCACAUUGGCCUUUACUCUGGUGUUUAUCUGAGGACCGUUCUCGACGAAGUCACAGGAGAACUUUCUGACACACGCACACGCUUUCUUGGACCCAAACCCGCAAAACUCUUCCGUGUCUCUGUCCAAGGUCAAACUUCAGUGUUAGCACUUAGCUCAAGACCUUGGCUUGGCUAUUCAGACCCUGUCACCAAAGGCUUUAUGCUCACCCCUCUCAAUUAUCCUGGUCUUGAAUGGGGAUGGAACUUCAGCAGCGAACAAUGCACGGAAGGAAUGGUGGGAAUCCAAGGACAAAAUCUGAGGAUUUUCUCAAUUGAGAAGUUGACCGACAACUUACUUCAAGAGUCGAUACCACUCACCUACACACCUCGUCGCUUUGUUCGACAUCCCGAGUUUCCCCUGUUCUACACAAUUGAAUCUGACAAUAACAUUCUAUCCCCCGCAACCAAGACCAAAUUGUUGGAAGAUCCUUCAGUCGUCAAUGGAGACGCGGCCAUUUUACCUGCAGAGGAGUUUGGUUAUCCACGAGGUCGAGGACAUUGGGCAUCUUGCAUCUCGAUUAUAGACCCUGUUACCGAGAAGGCUGUCCUUCAAAAAAUCGAUUUAGACGAUAAUGAAGCUGCGGUCAGUAUGGCAGCAGUUUCAUUCGCCAGCCAAGACGACGAAGUUUUCCUGAUCGUUGGUACUGGCAAAGAUAUGAUUGUCAGCCCGAGAUCAUCUACCGCAGGAUUCAUUCAUGUUUACCGAUUCCACGAAAGUGGCAAAGAGAUCGAGUUUAUCCACAAGACCAAAGUUGAAGAACCACCAAUGGCUCUUCUCAGUUUCCAAGGUCGAUUACUAGCUGGCGUUGGCAAAGACUUGCGAAUCUAUGAUCUCGGAAUGCGACAGUUGCUUCGGAAGGCCCAAGCAGAAGUUGUACCAAAUCUGAUCGUUGGUCUCCAAACUCAGGGAAGCCGUAUCAUAGUCAGCGAUGUGCAAGAAAGCAUCACCAUGGUUGUCUACAAAUUCCAGGAGAAUAAGCUCAUUCCGUUCGUCGACGACACUAUCGCUCGAUGGACAAGUUGUACUACGAUGGUAGACUACGAGACAGUUGCAGGUGGUGACAAAUUCGGCAACUUAUGGAUUCUUAGAUGCCCUCCAAAGGCUAGCGAGGAGGCCGACGAGGAAGGCUCUGGUCAACAUCUGGUUCAUGAACGUUCAUAUCUACAAGGUGCACCACAUCGGUUGAAUUUGAUGGCUCAUUUCUUCCCUCAAGACAUCCCUAUGAGUAUCCAAAAGACAAAUCUGGUUGCUGGCGGCAGAGAUUGCUUGCUAUGGGCAGGUCUGCAAGGCACUCUUGGCAUACUAAUACCAUUCGUCAGUCGUGAGGAUGUGGAUUUCUUCCAGACAUUGGAGCAACAUCUCAGAUCCGAGGAUGCGCCUCUAGCUGGUAGAGAUCACUUGAUCUAUCGAAGCUAUUAUGUUCCGGUGAAGGGAAUCAUUGAUGGGGAUUUGUGCGAAAGAUAUACCCUCUUGCCCUCAGACAAGAAACAAAUGAUUGCUGGCGAGUUAGACCGCUCCGUCAGAGAGAUUGAGCGGAAGAUUUCUGUACGUUUUGAACCCUCAUUGAUACCAAUAAAGAUUUUGCUAACAACCAGUAGGAUAUUCGGACACGUUCGGCAUACUAGUUUGGCGUUGGCGGCUUUGUGGUUUGGAGUAUGUGUAUGUGUAUAAUAAAAGGUGCGUAUUUGCACCAACACGACGGACAUGAUCAGUCCUCGGACUAUGAUACAGAAAAAUGAAAGUCAUGAAACCAUUUUUGUCUCUCAAACAACAUCAAUCAUCAUGAUCUCUGA